AUGUCUUUUUUUUCAGAUAUUUUACGAGAUGUGAAAGACCCAGAAAAACCAGAAACAUUAGAAGAAUUAAAUGUAUUAAGUGAAGAAUCUAUCACUGUAUCUAGGUUAACGGGAGAUCAGUUGUUAAUACAUGUUGAAUUUACUCCUACUGUACCUCACUGUUCUUUAGCUUCCUUAAUAGGUUUAACUAUUAGAUCAAAACUACAAGAAUGUCUUCCUGAAAAGGCUAAGGUUGAUAUAAAAAUAAAGAAGGGAACCCAUACAACAGCUGAUGAAAUCAAUAAACAGAUAAAUGAUAAAGAAAGAAUAGCUGCAGCGAUGGAGAACCCUAAUUUACGAGCCUUAGUGAAGGAAUGUACCACUGAUAUUGAUGAUACUUAUUAUUAA
Messenger RNA from Lottia gigantea (owl limpet), 387 nucleotides. RefSeq lists its product as hypothetical. The coding region runs from base 1 to 387 and encodes 128 amino acids. The record is from RefSeq and is a predicted model, not a curated record. Lineage: Eukaryota; Metazoa; Mollusca; Gastropoda; Lottiidae. The transcript has 4 exons.